CGGCCUUAAACCACUUUUUGAAAGUUCGAACCCUAUGCAGGUUUAUUAAUGAAUUCACCCAAGGGACCAAUAUUUUUAGAUGACUUUCCGUAAAAUGGUCCCAUGUUUCAUUCGUUCUUAUCAAGAUGCCAUACAUGAACUUAAUAAGUCUAUUAAGCUGUCGAAUUACUUAACACCGUCAAAUCCAAGGCUUUUGAAAGAACAAAGGUAUGGGUUGUCCGCUGUUUAUUGCUCUGCUGUUGGAGUUGAAGAUCAGCAACUACGUGACUUACAUGUUAUACAUGUUACAGGGUCUAAAGGCAAAGGUUCAGUUUGUUCAAUGAUUGAAAACGUCUUACAGAAAUCCGGAUUUCGCACUGGGUUUUUAAGCUCUCCUCACCUCAUAAACGUUGAGGAAAGAAUACGGAUAAACGGACGGCCCAUAUCCCGUGAUCACUUUGCUAGUUUAUUUUGGGAUGUGCAUGGAACACUUCUUGAGUUUACAAAAACCUCAAUUAAUAUACCUAUGCCAUCAUUUCUUCAUUACAUUUUUGUGAUGGCUUGUAAAACAUUUGUUGAUGAGAAAGUAGAUGUCGGGAUUUUCGAAGUUGGUAUUGGUGGACGUUAUGAUCAUACAAAUAUUUUCAAAGAUCCUUACGUAACUGUUGUCACAAGUUUGGCACUGGAGCAUACAAAUAUUUUAGGCAAUACCAUUGCUGAAAUAGCUUGGGCUAAAGCAGGGAUUUUUAAGACUGGUUCUAUAGCAUUAGUCAGUCAUGGGCAAUCAGAUGAAGCAAUGCAUAAAUUUGUUGAAGAAGCUGAACUUGUUAAAUGUCCAUUGUAUGUUGCACCUACGUUAGAUUCACUAUUGACUACAGAGAAUAUGACUGAGCCAUUUAAAGAUAUUUUUGACAAUAUGAAUACCAUACCUAAUAGUCAAUUAUUAAAUCUUGCUUUAAGUUUAACUACAAUAAAUUAUUGGUUUGCUAAAUUACAUGGAACUACUAAUAAUGAUAACGUUAUAAAUAUUGGUUUACAGCCGACAUCUGAAUGGAAACCGAGUUCAACUGUUUUAUUUAAUGCGUUAUCCGCCCGAUGGCCUGGUCGAUGGCAAAUUGUAAUUCGAAAAAAUAUAACUUAUUAUCUGGAUGGUGCACAUACUGUAGAAAGUUUACAAUCUGCAAUAAAAUGGUUUCAGAAUGAGAGCUUUGCUUCGAAUAAUAACAGACGUCCUAUACGAAUUAUUAUUUUCACUGUAAUUGGUCCACGAGAUCCUGAGCCAUUUUUAAAAUGUUUACAAUCUUCCUCAUUCGCAUUCGAUUUGGUUGUUUUUGCCAAUCCUCACGAUGGUCAAUUUGAAAUUCUUCCCAGUAAAGAGUCGCAUGAUGAAUUAUGCUUCAAUAUAUGGCGUCAACUCGAAUCGGAAUCGAACACCGGUAGUAAUUCUACAUCACAUUCAAUUGCUUCAAAGCAUGUCAAAUCUUUCUCUGCUUUUAUAAAGUGGAUGCAAAACUUGCAGCGUUUUUCUCUUCAGGCUUUGAAAUAUUUUCCGUGUGAAUAUAGUAAUUAUGAUGAAGCCGAUAAUACAACUUGCUGUGAUGUUUUUGUCACUGGCAGUCUAUAUAUGGUUGGUCGGAUAUUAAAGGUACACUUUUUGUUUACCGUUUUAAAAACAUACCAUGUAUUUGUAACGCAAUCAACGACAGACAUGUAUACCUUCUAAACUGUUAUGACCUCAAUCUGUCCACUGGUUAUGUUGUUAAAUGUUUAGGAAAAUCUGCUCUGGGACUAGUAAACGUCCUUGUGUAUGCUAGGCUACCUAGUGUAGCCUUGAGACUGAAUGCAUGAAUUCGGUUGUGAAUAAUUUGGUUUCGCGAGUAGGAACUUUCCUAUUAGCUGACUAAUAAUCUACUUUACAGACACUGGUCAGUUGGUUGAAUAGGAGAUGACUGUAGUAGAUAACCUUCAUAUUAAAAUUAGAUGAUCACGUUUACUCAAACGGUACAUGCCUAAUAACAUAGACCUCUAGACCUCGACACAAUAAAUUGGAAAUAUAAUUUGUCUAAAAAAAUAAGGCAAUUAAAGUAAAAAUCAGGAUACCAACCUCGAUUUAUUUACAAUAUUUUGGGAAUAAUGUAUGACAGUGACGGUCUAUAGAUCAGCUGAAAAUUUAAGGUUACAGGAAUAGCAGAAACGCAUAACUCAAUUGUUUGUAAUUACACAUAGAAAACUGUGAGUUCUUAUGGCUUGAAGAAUAGUUUUCCUAGUUUUUCUCUAUCGUUUAUUUUCCUCAUUAUAUUUCUAGUUGUGUGGAUAUAUAGUCUCACUGUAGACUGAUUAUUUCACUAAUACUUUCUAAAUUUGUGGGAUGAAAAAUGACCCUUGGCUUUUAAAAAGGUUUGCUAAAGCUCAGUGAUGAUCUUCAAUCUGCCUUGUAGUUUUAUUAUUUCCAAAUAUUAUUCACAUUAAGAGCAGCGCUUAAAUAAAGUGAUGAUUGAUUCGAAUAGUAUUGAAUAAUAAUAAAAGAGUGAAUAGCUGAUAAGAACAAGAGUAAAAAACCAAUGGUUCACAUCUAAUUCAUUGCUAUAUCUGCUGUCUGAAGAAGUCUUAUAUUCUAAUAGAAGUUAGGCUGUUAGGUAGUUUCAAAGUGCUCCUCGGAAAACUCAGUAGGGUCCCAGAAAACUCUUGGAAAUAUUUUAUGCAAUCAGGAUUGAAUGGACGUUUCUUCGAAACAUCUAGUAGGGUGACAUCACGUGUUACAUUUUUAAUUGGAUAAUUACCUUUUUACUCGUAUAUUUAGUAUACUUGUAGAACUUUCUGGACGAUUAAGGUCAUGUUAAUUAAUAUAAAUACUCAUGACUCUCUACACCGAGGAAAACUUUCUUUUGCAUUUCGCUCCUUUGCUUGUGUGUUUAAUUUGCCGUUUAGAUUUUAUCUGGGGUUAUUAUAAGCUGCUAGAAAAUAUGAUCAGUCACUUAGUUAAUAGAAUUACCUCUUACUUGUUUGGUUUCUCGGUGGUGAGUUAUAUAAAUAGUUCAUUGGUAGUCACCCAAAAUGCAAGAAAUGAUAUUUUUGUGUAAUUGCACUCUAAUUGUUAUGGAAUAUUUCCGACUUCAGGGUGUUCAGACAGGAACUGCACACUAAUUUCUAUUAUUCAGAUUUCAAAACACAUGAUCAUGUAUAUAAAUUAUGACACACUGUCGUUAAUAAACCACGGUAUAUACUAGACUAGAACACUACAAGUGAUGAGUCAUAAAUAAUUAACAGUAAUUUAUGGACGGACAAAGAUGUAAAUAUAAGUGGUGAGUCAAAUUAAAGCUUAUUAUUGAGUGAACCUAAUUAUACCGUUACCCAUUUUUAGUAAGUGGAUGUAUAUUUCGUCAUGUAUACUGAGUUCUCAGUGUACCCUCCUGGAUUUCAGAUUUUUAAUUACCCCUCCCUAAAAAGUAAUCUUCGGUUCGAACUUCAGUUAAAUAACCAAACAGUUAUUUUAUCCCUACGUUGUAAGUUUACAACAAUGUAUAUAAGUAAUGUCGUUCAAGUUUUAUAUUAUUUCGUUUUUUCUUUUGUUUUAUACUUCUAAAGUAUCACCUUAUUUAUUUCCUAGGAAAUAGAUGAACCUGUAUAAAGGAUACAAUUGAUAUUCUCAUCUGAAAUUCUGUAGAUCUCCCAUCUGUAAAAUAAUGACGCGUUUCUAGAUUCCCGUAUAUUUAGUGAAAUUAUCAUUGGAAACUGUAAAUAUUAUGUACAUAGAUAAUCAUCGAUUUUUUAAAUUUUACAUACAUAUAUUUAAGAUGAUGUGAUCUGUUUCUGAUGAGUAACUGCAAAUAAAACUUGAACACGAACAAGGAUAAUCAUCCCUUCCUAAUAUCCAGUUAAAGUACAAUGUCUAACAUUCUUCUCAUUUAGUAGGCGCGACACACAUUAAAGCAUUAUUUCCUACCGAGAAUUCCAUUUCAAAAAUCUAAAACUACUUAUGUCUUCUAUAAAUACGCUGCUGCAACACAUCCCAACUUACCAGAUGAGGAAAGCAAACAAAGUGAUAGAGCUUCAAGUGGAAUCCUCAUUAAAGAUAAUGGCAUGAAGUGCAGCUUUCACUCACCAAGUAAAUGGAAAAGGGUUAGAUAUUGGACACAGACUGAACGUUGAAAGGGAGACUACAAAUUUGUGCAUGUUUGUCUUAUUCAUCGAACGCCCGAACUUGUUUUUGAGUCGUUACAUUUGCAUUUGAACAUGUAGCCAAGUAAAUAGUUUUAUAUGCAUUCCAUACUUACUGCUUUUAUUGCUACUAGUUUUUCACUAAACUUAAGUAAAUUUAAAACCUCUAUGGAAUAUUCGAAAACGAAGACUUCUUCACAGGACUUUAACAACCUCAUUACUAGAGUACAUUUAUAAGUCGAGGGUGCUACGAUUGAGCUAUAUGUCAGAUGGUGUGGUAGGGGACAUUUUUAUAUUGGUUGAAUAAGUUCAAGAUGCAGUAUCUGUAAACACUUAGGGUUGCUUUAUAAAAGCCUAUAUUCUUACAGUAAGUUGUGGACAGUCGGCCAGUAGGGGCGUGGCAGAUCCUUGUCUACAUGACCGUAGCCUUCAAGAAGAAAGAUCUAUGCACCUGGAAGAGUUACAUUCAGUUUCUCUGUCCAUUUUCGUUUAUAGUCCGGUCACCCCAUAUGGCGUUUUGUUAUGGACUUUCACUGUCAACCCCUUUAUAUAUCUCUACCUUGUUCUAUUCUGAGUCGCAUACUCAUCUUUCUUCAUUCACAUGUUCUUAUAAUCAUAAUAAUUCCCUUUAUAACAUUCUUGUAACAUGUUGUAUUCAUGUGACUUCGUUAUUAUGUUGAUCACCACAACAUAACACUUCUCGUAUGGUUUACUGUCCAUAUAAUUCACUUUUUCCCAGCUUGAUUAUAAUUUCCUACCCCUUAUGCAACUUUUCUAGCCUACGAUUGGCUUGUUUUAAUGUGUUCAUCCUGUUAAAGGUUUUCAUCCUACAAUACUUAAUUCAACCACAAGCAAAUACAUUUAUCAUAAACUUAUAUCUGUUGAGCCUGAUGAUCAACUUAUUGUAAAUGAUCGUUCCCUAAAUACUCGGUUUUACUGCCGGACUCUAUUUAUGCUGUUACGUUAAUUGUGAUUGUUUUAUGUGCCUAGGUUGAACUGAUCAGUAAAUAUAUGCUUAUCUGGUGGUAGAUGGUCCACGAUUCAGUCUAGUUCUAUUAAUUUCGGAAAUAAGAGUAUAAAGAGUUUUAAUUUCGUAAGUGUCGUUGUGAGCGACUGAUGUUCUACAGAGUAAUCUUUACUGUGUCGUGCGAGCUCGAGGGAUUUUAUUUUUUAGCAAGCAGUGUUUACAUAUGGUCAAUUUAGGACCCUGGAUUCAGAAGUUUGUGCAUAGAGUGUUUUAGUAGUUUGGUAGGUCAUUCUGAUUUUCCUUUAACAACGAUACAACGUUGUUACUAAUGUUAAUAAGGUUCACCUAUCUAUUUAAUUACCAACUCAAUCAUUCGAUAAAAUCCACUGCUUGGGGCUUCUCUAAUUGAUUAUCCUAGAGAAGAUACUCUGUUAGUUCUUUGAAACAGGGCAUAUAUACAUACAUGUGACAUGUCCGUCCUAAGUUACACAGACCUUUUCACUAGGUGAUGUUGAAGUCCUCUUCUUUUAGCUGUUUUUGAGGAUUAGAAAUGUUAUUAGUAGGUUCUCAAUCUGAUAACUAUUCGCAAACCCCAAGUUAACAAACAUCAGGAGCCGACUAUGUACAUAGUUUGCUUCCACUCUGAAUGAAUAAAACCAACUAGUAGGGUAGAACAGUCAUUCGCCAGUGGAAGCAAUCGGGAUAUUGAAACAAAAGUGAUGCACUGGUGUCAUAAAUAUUAUCAGUGAACCUCGCCAUAAACAACCUCGUGCACUUAUUUCAAACCUCAUAUUAUGAUGAGGACUUUUUCUGUGGUGCAAUCCGUCUAGCAAUGGGGUAGUUAUCGCUAAUUCAAAUACUGCCGGAAGAAGUCAGUUUGAAUAUUUUCAAAAUAAAUGUAUUGAAGCAAUAUGUAGGCCAGUUUUAUUGUUCGAUGUCUGUAUUUUAUGAGUUGCAGCAAUAUGCUUCAAGCAGCUGUGAAGAAUUGAAGUUAAUCAUGAGAAUGUCAUCCACAUUCACUUGGUGGAUACAUCUAGUUUGACAUAUAUGACCGAAGCAAAUUAGUACUAUGGACAACUUAUAAGGAAUUUUCAAUGAAAGGCUUCUUGCGAACAGAACUACACAGAAAACAAAGACUCGCAGAUCGGUCUUUGUUAUAUCAGAUCAUUUUAAAUUCUGGUGACAGUAACCAUUCGAAAGAUAUAAAUACAUAUCCAGACUUGCAUCGGAAUCGGCAUCAGGUAAUAGAUGUCUCGUUAUGUCAUCAGUAGAACAUACAUGCUGUCGUAAGUUCAUAAUUUGCAGUUUCCAU
Messenger RNA from Schistosoma haematobium, 6416 nucleotides. RefSeq lists its product as uncharacterized. Gene Ontology annotation, molecular function: ATP binding; tetrahydrofolylpolyglutamate synthase activity. Bases 80 to 1702 code for a protein of 540 amino acids. The record is from RefSeq and is a predicted model, not a curated record. The transcript has 16 exons. Lineage: Eukaryota; Metazoa; Platyhelminthes; Trematoda; Strigeidida; Schistosomatidae. Gene Ontology annotation, biological process: tetrahydrofolylpolyglutamate biosynthetic process. Gene Ontology annotation, cellular component: cytoplasm; mitochondrion; cytosol.